Messenger RNA from Fusarium pseudograminearum CS3096, 801 nucleotides. RefSeq lists its product as uncharacterized. Gene Ontology annotation, molecular function: NAD binding; oxidoreductase activity, acting on the CH-CH group of donors, NAD or NADP as acceptor; oxidoreductase activity, acting on the CH-OH group of donors, NAD or NADP as acceptor. NCBI's taxonomy places the organism in Eukaryota, Fungi, Ascomycota, Sordariomycetes, Hypocreales, Nectriaceae. The transcript has 2 exons. Bases 1 to 801 code for a protein of 266 amino acids. The record is from RefSeq and is a predicted model, not a curated record. Gene Ontology annotation, biological process: polysaccharide biosynthetic process.
AUGUCCCCUGAGCGCAUUAACCCUGGUCGAACUAAACCUCCCAUGCGAUCCAUCCCCAAGGUCAUCUCUGGCCUCAAUAAUGUUAUCCCCGGAUCUCUAGAUGCUGUUGUCCACCUCUACGGCCGAGUCUUUAACAGUAUUAUCCCUGUCUCCAAGCCUAAAGUCGCUGAAAUAUGCAAGCUCUACGAGAACUGCCAACAGAUGAUAUGUAUUGCUUUCGCCAACGAAAUGGCUAAUGCUUGCCACAGUCUUAGUGUUAAUCCCUUUAAGGUUUGCGACGCUGCUGCUACCAAACCUUUCGGCUACAUGCCCUACACCCCCAGUCUCGGUGUUGGUGGUCACUGCAUCCCUGUCAACCCAUACUACCUCCUAUCCAACUGCGAAUUUCCCCUCCUUGAAGCCUGUGCCGACAAGAUGAACAAGCGGCCUGCCAACCUGGCGAAGCGAAUCGUCAACGAACUCAUGGGAGGCAGUAGGCUUCAGCGCCGCGACUCCGGCAUCGACAUGGCAAAGAGGGUACUCGUUGUUGGCAUGGGCUUCAAGGCUGGGCAGGACCAUCUUGUGAACUCACCUGACCUGCAAUUGGCCAGGGAAUUACAAAAGCUCGAAGUCGAUGUUCAGUUUGCCGAUUCAUUGGUUGAACAGGUUGCUGUGCCAGAUAUUCCACGACUGGAUGAUCCGGACUGGGUUAAGGAGGAGCUUGAGCAGUUCGACAUGAUUGUUGUGAGCUUUAGACAAUGGUGCAUGGACUUCAGUGUCUUGGAUCAGAUCACUGUUCCUGUCCAGAUGUGGUGUCAAUAA